This is a messenger RNA of Struthio camelus australis, 7890 nucleotides long. NCBI's taxonomy places the organism in Eukaryota, Metazoa, Chordata, Aves, Struthioniformes, Struthionidae. The record is from RefSeq and is a predicted model, not a curated record.
ACACGAAAAAACACCUCAAAGAUGCAUGGGCAGUAUUGCUAUAGCUAAGGUUGUUUAGCAUGAAGGUGAUCUGAAGCGCACUUCUAUAGUUCUGCAUGUGUUCAGAGGAUAUUUCCAGUAAAUAGGAGUUGAGGCUUUGUGAGAUCAACGUUUCUGUUGAUUUGAUCUUCAGAUAUCUUAAAAUAAAUAGCCAAAUAAAACUCCCUAUGUAACAACGUGUUCACAAAUAGGAAAAUGAUAAAAUGACUUGUUAUGUUAGAGAUCUGAUAAAGGGGAAAAGUUCAGUUCCUUGAGGCUGUGAUCACCUUAACCCUUCCUCAUUCAGCUCUGCACCCCCUUCCUGCCCCCCGUUGCUGUAAAUUGCAGGUAGUACGUCGCAGGACAACAACCCUUACCGUUCAAAUCGUGAUUAAUCUUAGAUUUCCCUCUGUCUGUGCAAAAGAUCAAAUGUGGGCUUGGUGGGCACCGGGUUUUGCAUGCCUGACUUCGUAACCCUCAGUCUGCUCGUACUGCCUCGCGCUGUGCCUCUGGAUGACCUCUGUGUUUCGGAGUAGUGUCAUUUAUAGAAAACUGACUACAAGAGGACUCGGCUAAGAAAAUGUUUGUGAUGAUGACAAAAUUGUUGUUUAAACUUUUCUUUACGGCGGUUCCCUCAUUCCGUGUAGAAAAGUUAGCGUGGGGGAUACCAGCACUUGUUCAUCUCACAAAUAUGAGUUCAACCUGCUUUGUAAGCAGUAUUCUAAAAACUGGCUUUGUUAUGCCGUUUGCUCCUCCUCAGGGAAAUGUGACUUUUGUUUUCUGUUUUUACAGUCGUGUCCUCCUGUCCUCCCUCCCAGCUGUGCUGAAAGAAAGACAGGAAAGCAAGAAAGUCAUUUGCAUACUAUUAGUUUGUGGAUAGCUUUUAGAGCUGUAGAAAUAUUACCCUUCUCUCACGUGUAGAUUCUGACUCAAUUCAACGUCCUAUUGACAGUUUUUAAAUGUUAUCAACAUUGCCGUAUAUGUGCAUUGCAUUUACAGCACAGUGUCUCCUUGUUUGGGCUAUCUGGACUUGCAUUUUAUUUGGAGGCUUGCGCCUAAACUGGUGUUAGCAAAUAACUUGAAACCUAUACCACAAAUCCUUCUAUACAAAAAAUGUUAAAUAGCAUUUAUUCAUUGCAAGGAAAAUAUGAAAUUAAGCUAUCUUCAUCCAAUAAAACUUGGCUUUGUAUCACAUUUUUCAUGCAAAUUAUCUGUGUUUUCUUUAGAAGUAUGGAAAUACUUCUCCGUAUGGAAUAUGGAAAGGGAAAAGACUCAUUUUGACUAAACAUAGCCAGGAAAGAGAAUAUUCCUCAAUUUACAGAAACUAGGUAGUCAGAUGAAGGAGACUGCAGAAAGGUGUGCAUGUUUGUGUUUGAACUCAGCUGACAGGAUGCGGUGCUCUUUCCUCUGUAUCACAAGAUAUGUAAAAAGAUACAUGACAGAGAAACUGGGACAAAACAAAACGAGUUAUCUUGGGUAGAACCAUAUCUGCAGCCGGUGCUAUUUUCCAGUGUUUCCGGUCAGAAGUAGAAAUGACUUGUUCUUGGUUGGAAAGCAAGGUCUUGGAAUAUUUGAAAUUAAUGCAUCUUUUUGUCAUCUUGCAGAGCAUUUGAGUGAUACUCGAUUAGCUACUAUGAGCCUGCUACACAGCGAUAACAGUUGCGGAGCCCGAGACCUGGAAAGUGGCUGCUGUGCAGCCAUGGCCAGCGCCUGCAGCGUGGGAGCAAAAGAAGAUAGUGUAAGCGUCAGCAGUGGGGCUGGAAACCCUCCAAGCUCUUUCACAGAGGAAACUCAAGGAUAUGAUGUGGAGUUUGAUCCACCCUUGGAAAGUAAAUAUGAAUGUCCAAUCUGUUUGAUGGCUCUUCGGGAAGCAGUGCAGACACCAUGUGGACACCGCUUUUGCAAAGGCUGCAUUGUCAAAUCAAUAAGAGAUGCAGGCCAUAAAUGUCCAGUAGACAAUGAAAUUCUGCUUGAAAAUCAACUUUUCCCUGACAACUUCGCUAAACGGGAAAUCCUUUCUUUAAUGGUGAGGUGUCCCAACAAGGGCUGCUGUAUGAAGAUGGAGUUGAGGCAUUUGGAGGACCACCAGCUGCAGUGCGAUUUCUCCACUGUGGAGUGCCCUCAGUGCCAAGGAUCCUUCCAGAAGAACCACCUAAAAGAGCACAUGACGCAGGAGUGUCCAAGGCGUCAAGUCUGUUGUCCAAACUGUGCCAUGUCUAUGGCUUACGAAGAUAAAGAGCUUCAUGACCAAACCUGUCCACUAGCCAACGUAUUUUGUGAAUAUUGUAAUACAGUGCUCAUCAGAGAGCAGAUGCCUAACCAUUAUGAUAAUGAUUGUCCUACUGCCCCCGUACCAUGUUUUUACAGUGCCUUUGGGUGUCCUGAAAAGAUGCAGAGGAAUGAGCUGGCACGACAUAUGCAAGAGUUCACUCAGGUUCACAUGAGAAUGAUGGCUCAGAGUUUUCAAAAUAUCCAUGUUACUGCUGCGAAUCGUGUACCCUUUAUCAAUGGCCUACCCUUUGAGCAUACCCUCUUCUCCCGUGUCUCAUCUGCCCCAUAUGAUUGUAAUCCUGAAGUCGAAAACUUCAAAGAAACUAUUCAGCAGCUGGAAGGUCGUCUGGUAAGACAAGAUCACCAAAUCAGAGAACUGAUUGCUAAAAUGGAGACUCAGAACACUCACAUGGCUGAACUCAAACGUACUAUCCGAAAUUUGGAGGGAAAAAUUACUGAAAUGGAGGCACAGCAAUGUAAUGGUAUUUACAUCUGGAAGAUUGAGAACUUCAGUGGACUUCAGAAAGCCCAGGAAGAAGAGCGACCUGUUGUGAUGCACAGUCCUGGCUUCUAUACUGGAAAACCUGGCUACAAGCUGUGUUUGCGGCUACACAUCCAAUUACCAAACGCUCAGCGCUGUGCUAACUUUAUAUCUCUGUUUGUCCACACUAUGCAAGGAGAAUAUGACAGCCAUCUGCCUUGGCCUUUCCAAGGCACUAUACGACUUUCUAUUUUGGAUCAGUCAGAAGGACCUGAAAGGCAGAAUCAUGAAGAAGUAAUGGAAGCCAAGCCGGAGUUACUAGCCUUCCAGAGACCAACAAUUCACCGCAAUCCCAAAGGUUUUGGUUAUGUGACUUUCAUGCACCUACAAACCUUGAAGCAAAGAACCUUUGUAAAGGAUGAUACUCUUCUGGUGCGCUGUGAAGUUCUAACACGUCUAGACUUAAACAGUCUCCGCAGAGAAGGAUUUCAAGCUCGCAGUACUGAUGGGACUGUUUAACCUGAAAGCCAUAACCAAAGGAAUGGAGCCGCUGGUCAUGUUCUUCAGCCACAGAUUACAAGCAUGCUUCCUAGUCUAUAUAGACUAAAUGUGUAAAAGAGCAUAAGAUUCAGUGUCACUCUGCAAGCUAACAUAGUUGAUCUUCACCUGAAUUGAACUAGAUGUCACUGGUACACUAUUUUUUUUUUUUCCUCUGAGGUCAUGUGUUUAAAUAUUACUUAUCAUUCUCUAUUAAUGUAGAAAGCUACUUCUGUAGCAAGCUAACUACAUGAAGUAUUGUUAAUAAUCAAAGCUUAGUUGCCUGCAAAAGAAUCCUGUUGAAGUACCUGGACAUCUCUGCUUGGUGAAACAAAAGUCAUAUCAGAAAAGACCUGUAAACCUUUGUGCCUCAGUGCCUUGGUAUGGAUGUACCCGUGCUGUAGCAGAGAAAUAGCUAAAUUAAUAAAGCUGAGGGUUCGGGGUUUUUUUUGUUUUGUUUUACAGAACUCGGGGAAGUUUUGCCUUGGAGUCGAGAUGGUUGCUAUAUUGACUCAGCAAUAAUUUUGAAUUGGCUAUGCUUGUCUUGAAAUCUUAAAUCAGGUUAAGGCUUUGUCAACAUCACCAAAAGUGAGAUAAGCUGUGACCCUUCUCUCCUGUGAAGUUAGCUUCAGGAAGUUGCAUGUUGAUGUAGAGUUGACAUUAGAAUUUCUGAAAGACAUGUGGUAGUGUUGUGGAGGAGGCUAAAUGACUCUGAGUUGAGUUCACUGAAGAAACAUGUGUAAGGUGGUCUGAAAGGAACCCCCAAGUUCUCUUUAUUUGACCAAUCUUUUUGUAAGUGUGUGUUCCAGGCCAACAACAUCAAUCAAUGUUGCUAGAGAGAUUGUUUAGCGUUAGGCUAGGAUACUUCUGUGCUGGUAGGACCUCCUCUUGAUGCUAAACAUUUCCAGACUUUUCACCUAGAUAUGAUGUUCCAGUUUUUGUGGGUUUUUUUAAACCAUUGAUCAAACCUGAAUUUGCACCAAAGUUGAACUUGUGGCAUAAAAUUGCAUCUUGUUCAAGUGAUUCCGUGGUGUUCUGGGUGACUUAGAGUGGUGUCCUAUUAAUUUGCAGUGGACAGCUGGCCAUAUCAACAUCCAAGUGUCAUGGGUAUUUUUCUGUCCCAUUUGGCAAUAGGAGCUGGGCCACCUUCAACAUUUUGAAGGGGAAGAAAAGCCUUCUGGUUAGUGUGAGGGAGAAGUUGCAAUCCUGUUUGCUCUCCAGGAAAAAAAAAAUCUGGCUUCCAUACUGUCCCAUUUACCAAACACUAGAUUUCACAGAAUCACAGAAUGGUUGAGGUUGGAAGGGGCCUCUGGAGAUCAUCUAGUCCAACCCCCCUGUGCUAUUUAAAGAAUUCAUAGGCUUCCUGAAAUUGUAUGUAUUACUUUUUUCUAUACUGAGUGUUUGUAUGCUAUAUACAUGUUCGCUUUGACUAGUCAAAGCUGAAUAGUUCAAGGUCAUUGGUGCUAAUAACAAGUUUUUAAUUUAUCAUGGUGCUGGUAAAAUUCUGAAUUUUACCUUUAAAAGGGGGAGGGGGGUGGAAUUUGUUCAUCCUGUAACUUAAGUACACAGUCAGAUACAGAAGAAAGAAUUAAGCCAUACGUAAGCAUAUGUUCUCCAUUAUUCCUCCAAACUAGUGAAACAAUCGAAAGGCUUAAGACACUGCAACUGGAAAGAUACUGAAAGCAUCCUGGGUAUUUAACCCCACGUAGGCAAUCCAGUAAGGAUCAUCAGUCAGGAAAGUGCAUAUUUAAUACAUACAAGGCCAAUGAAAGAGCAUUAUAAUAUAUUGAUUUGGGAGGGUUCUCUGCUUACCUGCAUGAGAUCAAAAAAUCCAGGAUGCAACAUACCACUUUUUUCAUCAUAUCCAGCUGAAUAAAAUUUAUUUUGCGGAUGGAGCCUAUUAAUUGAAGGGAGAUUAUGUUCAAUGGAAUAUUGCACUACUGAAACCUGAACUUUGUGGCUAAUGGUAAAUGCAGACAGUCACUGACUGACUUAGUCAAUUUUAUUUAGACUAAUUCUGUGGAUUUAGAAGACAGAUGAGUGUACAUUACUCAAAAUACAGAAAGAUCAUGCUUUAAAACUAUGUCUUAAGUAGUUUGUUACAUGGAAUAGACUCAACGUAAUAGCUGAAUUGUUUGGGAGUGUCUUUGGUUACAGCAUUCUUAGUAGUUAAACCAUCCCUAACCAAGGGCUUUUAAUAUAUGUCACAGUGCCCAGCUCCAGUAAAUACAGAAAGCGGUUCUUGACACUGUAUCUUAGUUCUCCAAUCUUUUUCAGGCUGUUAGUUCUCUGGGUUUUUUUCCCCAAGAUGUUCAAAGACUACUAAGCUUCUCCUUUUUUCAGGAGAAGGAAAGAAAAAAAUAGGUAAUUUGAGAGCUUAUUCCUGCCUCAGUUCCUUUCUCAACCUCAGUGAUAUUUAAAAUGCUCUUAGUCCGUAUCCUAAGAGUAUAUUACCAAGAUCCACUAAGUGCAUUAAUACUUUCCUUUUGAAGCUUUGCAUCACAAACCUUCAAGUAAAAGAAGCUGAAUUUUUGCUUUGAGCCUUAUGUUAGUUCUGAUGUAAUUCUUACUGGGGAGGAAACUCUGUUCGGUGGCAGGUUUCGGUGUUUAAGUGAGUCAGGUUAAUACUGUACAAUAGCGGAACCCAAUAGCAAAUAGAAAGCUAGUGUAUGUAUAAUACUGUAUUGACCACAGUAAUAUGAAUGCUUUAGUCACUGCUGCUACUUUACUGGUUUUGUAUCUUAAUAUUACCAGGAAGACCUCUGAAUGAUGCCAAAUUACUAUAAUGCCAGAGUUUUGCAUUAAAAACUUUCAUAGCUAAUUUGCUAAAUAUCAAUUAAAACUUUUCUGUCUUGACAAAUUGUAAGUGUUAACGAAAGGUUUAUUCAUCUUGUUGUUUGACUUUCCUCUUUCUCCCCCCACCUUCCAGACUACUCUUGAUUUUAACUGCAGUUCCAGAGCUUUCUCUUACAGGUAAGAACGUCAUUUCCAGCUAAUGGAAGAACUUAUGACUCUAGAUUGUUACUAUCUCAGAUGUAGUCCUACUAUCCUUUAUUCAAACUUUAAGGCUGGCGGUAAGACAGCCUGUGUGAAAAUAUAUUUUCAGUGAAACAGCCGCUUUUUUUUUUUUCUUAUGUUCCUCUAAUCUGAUCUCUUCUUUUGAGAAAUCAUUAUACUAUGUUGGAUUGAGUAUAACAACAAGAAAUACUUGAAUGGAAGCAGAAUCGUAUGCAGCCUUGAGAACUGUCUCUAAAACAAAUCUGAAGUAAUAUGGGGAUUGAACCAGUUCCAUUCUUUCCAGGAGUGGAGUGCUUUAGCUCUGUAACUCUUAAUGCUUUGCCACAUUAUUGGAUCUCAAGGUUUUUUGAAGGUGGCUUAGCUUCUUUUAUCUUUCCAAUUUCUACCGUCUUGAACAUAUUUCAAGUCAGACACUCUAAGUACAUGUAUUUGCAAAGCUGCUAUGGCACAAAUUUUCCAAGUAUAAUAUGUUGCAAAAGCUUUCUUUUUGCCUCUGAAUGUCUCCCCCUGCAGGGCAGGGAAAAUUAUUUUACUAAAAAUAUUGGUAUGUAUGUCAUGUAUGUGUGGGAGCUCAGAUACAUGAGAUGUAUAGACUUUUUUUUAAGUGGUCUCAUGAUAUGUCUGGUCACGUUUGCUAUCGAGGGGUUAAACUUGCUAAUGAAAUCGAAUUAGAAUGACCUUCCUGCUCUCAUUUAGAGACACUUUCUCAUCAAAUGUAUUGGUAGUUGAUGCAAAAGAUUAUUCUGGGGUCACUGUUGAAGGUUUGUGGUGGUUGUAUUUGGACAGAAUGGAAGCCCUCCUGUUCUCUAAGAAGUAUCAAUAGAUUGUUUAAUAUAUUUUGUAAUUAAUGCACAGCUAUAUUUCUGACAGGAUUUUUAAAAAUAAACUAAUUAAAAAGAGCUGUGUAUGUUGCAUUUUUAUUUCCAUCAGAGGAUGUUCAGAAAGAUUAACUACUACAGGACCUGUUCCGUAAUUUCUCAGUUCUGUGUGUUUCAGAGUUGGCUAGUUUAUAAUGGAGAUCAUGUAUCAUAUAGCAGUCAAACACUAUCAAGAUUAAAAAGUGUAAUUUAUUAAAAGGCAGUGUUAGCUAGUGUAACUGAUAAUAAAUUAAGCUUUGUUUUCUGGUAAUGAAUGAAGUAUUCUUGUGGCAAUGCGGCCAUUGAAGAUGCAGCUCUGAAAAAACACCCCACACUGUCAUCUAACUGGCCACAUCCUGCUUGCUUACUGUGUUGGUCACAAAAACAGCUAUUUGUUGAAGCUUUUUGUAAGAGACCCGGAUCAGAAAUGAAAAGGAGUUUUGAGUUCCACUCUCUGAAAAAGAAAGAUGUGCUUGCUUCCUGGCAGUCUGCUAACUUAUUUCAGCCACAGCGUUCUUUUGGAUUUGCUUUUAGCAGCAUCAGAGGGAAGAGGAAUCUAAAACGUUUAUAAUCUUCAAGACCUUCAAAUUCUCAGUGGUAUUUACUAGAGGUAAUGUCUAAUACUGUUCAGUUAAUGUUAAUUAUGACUUAUCUUUCAUGGAGGAAGUUAGUCCUAAUACCUUCCAUUGGUAAUGGACAGGAGAGCAU